UUUGUUGAGAUGAUGAAGUCUGAGGUGGAUUCUGAUCAUUUUGCUUAUGGUGCAGUUCUUCACGCUUGUUCAGGUUUAGCCUGUUUAGGACAUGGGAAAAUGAUCCAUGGUUGUUUGAUUCAUCGAGGCUUUCAAGGUUAUGCUUAUGUUGGUAACGCCUUGGUUAAUUUGUAUGCCAAGUGUGGUGAUAUUAAGGAAUCAAACCGCGCAUUUGGGGAUAUAGCUGACAAAGAUUUGGUAUCUUGGAACACAAUGCUUUUCGCGUUUGGUGUCCACGGGUUAGCAGAUCAAGCUCUAAAGCUCUAUGACAGCAUGAUAGCGUCAGGGAUUAAACCAGACAAGGUAACGUUCAUUGGAUUGCUGACAACUUGCAGCCAUUCAGGCCUUGUAGAGGAAGGUUGCUCAAUUUUUGAAUCUAUGGUUAGAGAUUAUGGAAUCCCUUUGGAAGUAGAUCAUGUAACAUGUAUGAUAGAUAUGUUUGGGAGAGGUGGAUAUCUAGAAGAAGCAAAGGACUUGGCUACAACUUACAAUUCACUUAUCACUAAAGCUAGUAAUAGUAGUUCAUGGGAAGCUCUUUUGGGUGCUUGUUCUACACAUUGGCACACAGAAUUAGGCAGAGAAGUUAGCAAAGUUCUAAAGAUAGCAGAACCAAGUGAAGAGAUGAGUUUUGUUCUGUUAUCCAACUUGUACUGCUCAAGUGGGCGGUGGAAGGAAGCAGAAGAUGUAAGGAGAGAAAUGGUUGAGCGAGGUAUGAAGAAAACACCGGGAUGUAGCUGGAUCGAAGUAGGAAACCAGGUCUCAACUUUUCUAGUUGGUGACUCUACGCACCCUCGCUUGGAGGAGCUUUCUGAAACUUUAAACUCCAUUCAAAGUGAAAUGAGAAACCCAGAGACGUUUUGGAACUUGUGGAUUUAGUGCUAUAGACAAUGAGAAAUAUGUAGAAAAAGCAAAAAAAAAAUAACCAUUCACACACAUUAUUGUAUAAGUAAUAAGCAAAUGUCUACUUAGAAACUAGUUCAUGUUGCUUAGGUCAAAAUAUCUUGACAAGGAA
Messenger RNA from Camelina sativa (false flax), 1051 nucleotides. NCBI's taxonomy places the organism in Eukaryota, Viridiplantae, Streptophyta, Magnoliopsida, Brassicales, Brassicaceae. The record is from RefSeq and is a predicted model, not a curated record.